AUGGGGCUGACACAAAGGAGCUUGGCCCUGAGCUGCAUGGCCACCAUCUUGAUUCUACAGAUGGCUGUGGCAGAGUACCCCAACUGGGUGUUGAACAGCAAGGCCCGGGUGUUUUCAGACCUGAGCACCCAGGAGAUAGAGGCUGUGCACAGCUUCCUGGUGAGCAGAACCGAGCUGGAGCUGCAGCCAUCUGGCACACAGGCUUUAGACAAGAACUCUGUGUUCCUCAUUGAGAUGCUGCUGCCCAAGAAGAAAGAUGUUCUUGAGUUUCUAGAUAAAGGAACAAAGCCUCCUGUGCGGGAAGCCCGGGUCAUCAUUUUCUUUAGUGCCCAGGAGCACCCCAACAUCACUGAGUUUGCUGUAGGGCCCCUGCCACAACCCAUGUACAUGAGAGAACUGUCCCCCAGGCCAGGAAAACAUCGGUCCUGGUCAUCCAGACCCAUGUCCAAAGCAGAACAAAGCCUUCUCUACCACAAAAUCAAGGAGGCAACCAUACCCUUGAAGAAGUUCUUCCUUGACCUCACAGGCUUCUCACUAGAAGACUGCAAUGGCCGGUGCCUGACCUUCACCAGUGUGGCCCCCCACAGUGUGCUGUCUAGACAUCGGGCCACUUGGUUUCUCUUACAGCGCAUUGCAAAAGACCACCUGCUGCAGCCCACGGGUCUGGAGAUCUUAGUGGAUCAUGGGAGCACAGAUGUCAGGGACUGGAGAGUACAGCAGGUCUGGUAUAAUGGUAAGCUCUACAACAGCCCAGAGGAACUGGCUCAGAAAUAUAUGGGUGGAGAAAUAGAUAUAGUGGUCCUCAAGGGCCCACCACCUAAGAACCCAGGGUACCGACAAAUCGCUAACAAGCCUGGUAGGAAAUUCCCAAGGCCCCUUAGCAAAUCCGGCUCUGAUGUGAAACAAGGCAAUGGUCCCAGAUACAGCCUGGAAGGUAACAGCGUGAUGUACAAAGGCUGGAGCUUCUCCUUCCAGCUUCGACCCUCUUCUGGGCUGCGGAUAUUGAACGUGCACUUCAGGAACGAGUGUAUAGCCUAUGAGAUCAGCGUGCAGGCUGCUGUGGCUGUGCAUAGAGAAAAGACACCUUCAGGGGAGCUGACCAAGACCAUGGAUCUAGGCUGGGGCAUGGGCAGUGUGACUCAUGAGUUAGCCCCUGGCAUCAACUGUCCAGAGACCGCCACCUUCCUGGAUGCCAUCCACUACCAUGACACUGACGGGCCUGUCCGUCAUCCACGAGCCCUCUGCAUCUUUGAGCUCCCCACGGAGGUGCCUGUCAGGCCCAACUUUCAAACUGACUUUGCAGGCAAAAUCAACUUCUUUUCUGAUGUGCUGGAACACAAGAUGGUGUUGCGGACAACCACAGCCCUCUACAAUUUUGAUUACAUCUGGGACUUCAUCUUCUAUCCUAAUGGCAUGCUCUCGGCCAAGGUGCAUGCCACGGGUUACGUCCACACCAUCAUCUACACCCCCAAAGGACUGGCUGAAACUCACCUGCUGACUCACCAACUUGGCAACAGUCACGCUCACCUUGUGCAUUACCGAGUUGACCUGGAUGUCGCAGGCACCAACAACAGCUUCCACACACAGCAGACCGGACAGGAAAACACCACCAACCCCAGCAGCCCAAGACACCACCCAGCCCAGGGCACAAAGGAAAAGACUCAGUAUUCCCAGGAGCGCCAAGCCACCUUCCCAUUUGGACAGACUCUGCCUCCGUUCCUGCUCUUCAGCAGCCCCAAAAGAGACAUCUGGGGACGUAGGCGCAGCUACCGCCUACAGAUCUACUCCACAUCUAAGCAGAGGCUGACCGCUGAGUCCCAGGAGGACUUGGCUUUCUCCUGGGCCAGGUGA
Meriones unguiculatus (Mongolian gerbil) is the source of this 1851-nucleotide messenger RNA. Its product is annotated as amiloride-sensitive amine oxidase [copper-containing]-like. Gene Ontology annotation, biological process: amine metabolic process; response to antibiotic. The record is from RefSeq and is a predicted model, not a curated record. The transcript has 2 exons. Gene Ontology annotation, cellular component: plasma membrane. The coding region runs from base 1 to 1851 and encodes 616 amino acids. NCBI's taxonomy places the organism in Eukaryota, Metazoa, Chordata, Mammalia, Rodentia, Muridae. Gene Ontology annotation, molecular function: copper ion binding; primary methylamine oxidase activity; diamine oxidase activity.